AUGGCUACUCUAUUAAAAUUGAACAAUGGUCUCAAACUUCCCCAAGUAGGACUGGGUGUCUGGAAGAUUCCCAACGAGUUGACAGCUGAGACUGUAUACAAUGCCAUUAAGCAAGGCUACCGUCUUUUUGAUGGUGCGGAAGAUUAUGGUAAUGAAAAGGAAGUAGGACAGGGUGUCCGAAGGGCAAUUGAUGAAGGACUGGUCAAAAGAGAAGAUCUUUUCAUCGUAUCCAAAUUGUGGAACAACUACCAUCACCCUGACAACGUCGGAAAAGCUCUUGACAGAACUCUUUCCGAUUUGGGUUUAGAUUAUCUGGAUCUAUUCUACAUCCAUUUCCCAAUUGCUUUCAAGUUCGUACCAUUAGAGGAGAAGUAUCCUCCUGCAUUUUACUGUGGUGAUGGGAACAAUUUCCAUUAUGAAGAUGUGCCACUGCUCGACACUUACCGUGCGCUAGAGAGGUUGGUGGAUGCUGGCAGGAUCAAAUCCCUGGGUGUUUCGAAUUUCAAUGGUGCCUUGUUGCAGGAUCUUUUAAGAGGUGCUCGUAUCAAGCCUGUCGCAUUGCAGAUUGAACAUCAUCCUUAUCUAGUGCAACAGAAACUGAUUGAGUACGCUCAAUCUGAAGACAUUGUUGUUGUGGCUUACUCGUCAUUUGGACCCCAGUCGUUUUUGGAACUGAAGGUCAACAAGGCCUUGACGGCUGUAUCUUUGUUUGAGCACGAUGUCAUCAAGAAGAUCGCCCAAGCUCAUAACAGAUCUGCUGGUGAAGUGUUGUUGAGAUGGGCAACUCAAAGAGGUCUGGCUAUCAUUCCCAAGUCCAGUAAACCAGAGCGUUUGAGCAGUAACCUGCAUAUCAAUUCCUUUGAUCUUACGAAGGAAGAUUUAGAAACCAUUUCGUCGCUUGACCUCGGCUUGAGAUUCAACGAUCCAUGGGACUGGGACAAGAUCCCUAUAUUUGCCUAG
Molecule: messenger RNA, 960 nt
Organism: Komagataella phaffii GS115
Lineage: Eukaryota; Fungi; Ascomycota; Pichiomycetes; Pichiales; Pichiaceae
Product: Aldose reductase involved in methylglyoxal, d-xylose and arabinose metabolism
Exons: 1
Coding region: 1-960 (319 amino acids)
Cellular component (GO): cytosol
Molecular function (GO): aldose reductase (NADPH) activity
Source: RefSeq, a predicted model, not a curated record